Styela clava is the source of this 2465-nucleotide messenger RNA. RefSeq lists its product as uncharacterized. NCBI's taxonomy places the organism in Eukaryota, Metazoa, Chordata, Ascidiacea, Stolidobranchia, Styelidae. The record is from RefSeq and is a predicted model, not a curated record.
ACUCUUGCAAGCUUAGCAUAAUAUGUCAUAAAAAUGGAAGAUAAGCCGUCAUUUCUUCGUCCAGUCGGGAUCUCAUAUAUUGCGGAAGAUCUUGCCGAUGACAGAGAAGCUUACGUUUCUACUAAUGCUGUACAUAGUCUACAAUCAGCCUUCCACAUUGCGGAAAAUAUUUUCAAAGAGGAAGUCCCGACCUCAAAUGAAAAUAUCAUGAAUACUUCUCUGGACUCGGAUACACAUGAUGGAAGUAGAGACGGCAGCAAAGAGGAUAUCACUUCACCCAAUCAGGAGCCAAAUACACAAGAUGGCACUAAAGAGAUUAAUUCAGAACGAACUGUGGAUGUAGACACACUCGAACUUCUAUCCUCAGUAGAAAAAGGGAGACAUUCAAUUUCUCCAGACAAAGUUGAGAAAACUGAAGCCAGUCAGUCAAUCACACACGAUAGCAGUAAAGAGAAUGCUAAUUCAGAGAGCACGCUAGACAUUAUAAAUCUAGAGACGGAAGAAAAUGAGAUUCAGCAACGGCAUCUACCUGGAAAUGAAGCGUCUGAGGACUGCAACGCUGACAUAAAUGAAGAAUUGAAUACUCAUGAUGGCAGUAGAGAGAGCACUGAUUUAGAAAAUAAAAAUACGCUUGAUAUGUUGGAUUCCGCAACUCGGGAGAAUUACUCACAUGUAAGCGAAACUAAUUCCUUUUCAAAUCAUAAUGGUCAAGUCGAUUCUACUAAAAAUCAAACAUUUUAUUCGCACGAUCGUGAAAGAAGAGAGAACUCUGAAUCAGAGUGUGAGAUGGACACGCAAGAUUUAAUCUCAAAUUUUGCAGAAGAAAAAUAUUUGCAGCAGACUUCUUUGGCACAGGAUUAUGAAAAUGACCAGUGUUCUGAUGUAACUUCGAUUUCAAAUAACGAAGACACGGACCCAUUUGCGUUUUUAGCAAGAUUUGAAUUGAGAAGUGGCUCUGAUAUCCCAAUAGAACAAUGCGAUUUUGGUAAUAUAAAUCUACAAUUACAAGCAGAGACGCUACCUCUCUUGCCAAGAUGGCUGUCAAAUAAAAAUAUAAAAGGGCCGACACUCAUUGAUACCAUAGAAUACGUUCAAACUGUGCUUCCGGAAGUUCAUUUCGAGCUCUGUGAUGUAAUUCCCAGAAAAAGGAACAAAGAAAUGAAAAUUUUUUUGGGAGGAGCAAAUAAAAAACAGACAAAGUUGUUCAGUGGUAGGAGAAAUGGAAAAAGAUGAAAUUCUAAUCAGCUAUCACUGCAGCGUGGCUGGGCGGAAUCUUAUUGCUUUAAAAUAUGAAUGCAACUGCUGCUUGCUUCUUGGUUUCCUGUGGUACCAUCUUGCAUUCAGUACUAUCCAGUUAUUGCUCAUUUGCUGUUUUAGGUUUAUGUUAGGUGUGUGCAAUAUUUAUUGUCAGUGGGCCAUAUAACCCAAUUCUGAAAUCUAGCUGUGCCCCACAAAAAAUUCAGCGAGAAAGGCAAGAGAAGAAAAUGCGGCUAUUGCUUAGCUUGCACUAAUAAAGGCACCAGGUAAAACGGCGUAAGAUUUACCACAGCAACAAGAACAAAAAAACAUUAUGUAUGUUUACCCAUGUGAGCGCCUGAGCAUCUUUUCAAACAUAAACCUGUCAUAUUAAGAUUUUACGCUUUAUAAUGGGCUCAUUCACACUGUUGUAACAUGACUGGCAGCAUCAGCACUGCUGUCUAGUCAUGGCUAAAUGUACUUUCACUCAAUGUUUACUCUAUUUUUGCUUGCCAUAUUUCUGAUCAUCAUUUAUUCUUCAAUUUUAAAAAAAUUUAUGAAGCAUGACCAGUCAGGAUAUUCUUACCCCAACAUAGGUUUGUCAAUUCUGUCGGGUAAACACAUCAGUGAUCAUGAAUUUUUAAAACCUUUUUUUUCUCAAAUGUCUUUCAAGAAUUUUCUUAUCCUAACAUGGGUUCAUCAAUUAUUGAACCCUGGGUGAAAUGGUGGGUUUUGAAAUUUGAACCCAAGAUCCCAACAUAGUUAACCACACCCAACAUUUUUCAAUUUAUUCCUUCCUCACUAUACACAAAAACGCUGUUCAUACCGGAUGAUGUGGGCAUGUAGGAACCGAAGAUUUUAGCCGGCAAUGCUAGCAAAGUUAAAGUCCAAUACUUUAACCCCUAGGGCAGUCGUUCCCAACCUCUUUCGAUAAUGUCGUCCAUUUUGGAUCUCUUUAUUUCUCUCUUACAAUACAUGAAAAUCGUAUCCAUGAUUUCUAGAUAUUUAAACGAUCAUAAGCUAGUGUUGUGAACAACUCGCGCUCCGGCAUUUGCACAAUUAAAGUGGUUAAUGCAGAAACGUUGAUAGGAAUUUUCAAACAGGGGAUUCUGAAAUUUCUAAUUCCAGGCACUUGGUUUAUGAUAUGUGCAUAAAUAUGUAUCACAAUAAAACUGAAUAACUAAACAAUAUUAUUAAAUCUACACUGAAUAGUGAAUACAAAGUAAUAU